CCCGCAUAUCCGGAGACAUUAACGCGUCCACUCGGAACACGUUCGACAGAUUAAAGAAAAAUUUCGGUCCAGCCAGCUUCCCUUUCCAAAAAUUAUCACCAACCCGAAAUUUCUCUGUAGAUCAUAUAAUUUUCGUUUAAUUAUCUUAAAACAGGUUUUCUGGUCCAUCGAUCUUGUGUCCUUCGAAUCAUGCAUAUUUACACAAAGUUUGACAUCUGUCACAUACACGUCUAAUGCUCGAGGAAAAAGAUCAUAGGAAUUCUCGAUAAUCGAAAAAAACCAAAAAAAUCUUAGUAAUAAUAUCAGACACCAGGAGGGGACGUGUAGGUUUCCCGGUAAGGGUGCAAUUUGGUCCAUCCACCCGUUUUCUUGUCUGUCGAGUGGAAGGAUUCGCGUUAAGGGUGGUUAAGGUCGUCGGUACGAGGGUGAAGAGGUCAAAGGGCAAAGCAGUGGGGAUACCAAGGAUAAAGAACCAGGGUAAUAACAAGAACGAAUAAAACUGAAGAACGAACUGUGCCUCGGCAAGUGUUAUCGUGUCUGUUAAAAGUUAAAAGAAAAUUGACAUCCAGUGUCAGAAGCAGAACAGACUGGCCAAGGAUCGGUGGCAGAUAGGAGAGGAUCCCAGGCUCUCGAUGGGGUUCAGGAAAAAGUAGUGAUUGGCAGGCAGAACGGGGUUGGAAAAGGGCGUGUGGCGGUGGACAGAGAGAGAGAGAGAGAAAGAGAGAGUAGUAGGUAGUAGUAGGUACUAGUCGAAGCGCGGAGAGUUGAAAAUAUGAGAUCUGCUGCAAGGGACCACCUAGCCAGCCAGCCUCCGGUUCUUUCCUAAAUCCCCACUGCUGCUGUACGAAUCCCACUCUGGAUCCUCGCGUCGAGAUCGGGCGUUUUGUUCGCUUGGUGGGGAUAGACCACGGGUCCCUAUUGGCUCGCCAAGGGGCUGGCCUACCCUUCCAAGUGUACCGGGUUGCCGCCCAUCCCCUCCACUGUCUCCGCGCCUCCUCCAGGCAUUGCAUCGGUCGUUCGGUAGCUCUUAGUUUCAGGUUAGGAGCCUGCUAGGACGGGUCUCUCUUGAAAUACGAACGGAGCUCGCACAACCGAUAGCCCCUGACCAAACAAUAAAAAAUAAUAAUAAUAACAGUAACUCUUUUUCCACCCCAUUGACAAGCGAGCCUCGAACGUCGUGAACGGACCCCCCCUUCCCCCGGCCGAGAAGCGUGCUCGUGACCGGACGUGCAUCGAUCAACAACAACAUCCAGCCAGCAGCUUACGGGGAAUCGCAUCGCUCUACGACGUGACGUUCUCCACGAGGAUCUUCGCCGUUAAGUGCUUCGAGAUCGAAUCCUCCUGGUAGGACGGAGUAGGAAAGAUUUGGUCAGAGACACAGAGGCUGGAAGUGCUGCCUGUCCUGUGCUGUGCGUGUGUGCAUGAGAGAGAGAGAGAGAGAGGAUUUCGAAAGGAAGAACGAGCGAAAGGGACGAAGAGAUAACGUACCGCAAGAGGAUAUGCGAUAAGUGCGACAGGAUUACGAUCGUGGGCAUAGAGAGAGAGAGAGAGAGAUAUAUAUAUAUAUAUAGAAGAGGAAGAAGAGAGAUACGAGAAACAACAAACAGUUAAACCGAAGGAGGCAGCUGGUGUGACCUUGUGACAGUGAUCGGGUUCUCUGAAAUCUGGCUAACGAGUGCGGUGUAAAAGUGCGCGUAUUCGCCUUGACGUCAGUGAACAAUCGUUGUUGGUGAAAUCUUAAAGAUUCAGUCCGAAUAUCGUGCUGCCUCCGUUGCGCGCGGAGCCACGACGUUCCGAUGCGGUGGUCAACGUGAUACGCGCGCUCGAAGUGAAAAUAAAAGGCCAUAAUCUGGCUUAUGGUAACGCGGAACGUGUCCUCCUACUCCCUACUCUGUUGCCUCUAGUUCGCUCGGGCGUCCGGUGGCAAGCGGCCGGGUUCACACCGGCGCGAAACCGUACGCAUGAUCCGUCAUCGGGAAAAGCGCGCACCUCUUAUCACCGAUAAGGGAAAGUGAUGACACCGCAUCAUCGGACCGCGUACGAGAGAGAGAGGCGCGAACCCCAGUGAGCAAGGGGUUGUGGCAAGACAGUGAUAGACGGAUCCCGGUCACCGAACGAGUGUCAAUGUGUCCAGGGGUGACCGGACCCAGGAGGAGGUAGAUUGCGAGUUGACAGUGAAGGAGAGAAGGCGGCUCAGGAAACUCGGUGAAACUCCUCGUGAAGAUAUCACGUCGGGAGAUUGAAUCGGGGAAGAGUGAGUGUAGUGAACGGACUCGGUAACGGCUAGUGACACGUUGAAGAUCCCGAGGAAGACAUCACGUGGACGUUCAAGGAGACGUGGGAGAAGAAGAAGCCAAAGGAUUGACGACGUGUUUUGGAUCCUUCGGAGAAGCUGGAAGCCGUCAAAGUGGCUUCGUCACUCGGGCUCCAGGGGCCUUCAGCGCCGAUCGGGGCCCAGCUAUUGGCUUCUGGUGCCGAGGAUGCGUCCACGACAGUCUACCACGCCAAUCUGGUAGCCGGAAGUAACAGCUCCGUCACUGCGGCACUCCAGCAACCCCUCGGAUCUCUAAAUUCGGCGGCCCUCGCAAGCAUGCAGGCCUCUACGGAGGCCAAUUCCCUCGAUCUUCAAGCAAUGCAGUCCAUGGACUGGCUCUUCAAGAAAGAAAGGAUCUACCUCCUCGCACAAUUUUGGCAACAGAGAGCUACUUUAGCAGAGAAGGAAGUGACUGCCCUGAAGGAGCAGCUUGCAGCGGCGAGCGAUGGCACCCCUAAGACUGAGGGGCAACAAAUGCCCCAGACACCCCAGGCUCUGGAACAGGUUCACGACAUGGGUAACUCCCGUAGGACGCCGAACAGCAACCUGGAACAGGAACUUCAAGCCAAGGACAAAGAGAUCGGACAACUCGCCGAGGAAGUGUCGAGGCUUCAGCAAAGUCUUCAGCGGCUCCAGGAGACGAGCGCCCAGGCGACGGCGCGUCUCGAGGAGGAACUCGAGGCCAGGAGACAACACAUAAACAGACUGGAAAGUAAACUCGAGAGACAACGGGAUUACGAGGAUCUCAAACGCGAAAUCAGCGUCCUGAGGUCCGUCGACUUGUCGCAAAUCCCGACCGGCGAACCUGGCAAAAGUCUCGAGCAUCUCCUGAUGGAACGUUCGAAGGCCUUGCAGCAGGCGGAAAUCCUCAAGCCACCGAGCACACCGGAUGCUCUCGGUGGAUUGUCGUCACCCCUGCAGCGCGCCGCGACCGCCUCGCCCCACGGCGGCACUGCGCCAUCCACCCUCAUAUCCCAAGCACUCCCAAACCGCUCUACCCCGACACCCUCGUCAGCCACCUCGACGAGUUCGAGUCUCCUUUUCCCGCCACCUCUCCAAAACGUCGAGACGUUCGGCUCGUUCCUCGGCGAGGAGAUCGUCGCCAACUGGAGGCGCUCCCUGGAGAGGUCGAUCAUGAGCCAGCAGCAACCCCAAGUGCAAUCCCAAAGCCAGCAGCAGCCGGUAGCUGCCUUACACCCGCCGACAACACCGAGUCUAAACCACCUUCCGUCGCCAACAGAUCCUACGUCAAGCUCGACGCCGGCCAAGUCGAGCACGCCCCUAGGAAGUGGUCUGGACGCCUCGGAGAAAGCACCGACGCCGAUACCGGGACACGAAACACCGGCGCCGCCGACGCCCUCGUCGACCACGGCUCUCACGUCGCCAUCGGCUCUGCAACCACCUCACGAACCCUCGGUCAACGGGGCGCCGCCGCCAAAGAGUCCCGCCGAGGAGUCCUGCCACCACAACAACAACAACAAUUCGCAUCACCUGACCAACAACAACAUCGGAAGUACCGGUAUCGGGGGAGGUGGAGGUGGCGGCGGGGGCGGAGGAGGAGGAGGAGCCGGUACCGGUGGCCUCAGCGUACUGGACACCCUCAAGAGUCCCUUUCGCUUCGACGACCGGACCCAUCCAUUCCGAUUUGGGGACGAAUUCGGCGCCGCCGGUAUGGCCGGCCGUCUCGGAGAGUCGCUCAUACCCAAGGGCGAUCCCAUGGAGGCACGGCUCCAGGAGAUGCUGCGAUACAACAUGGACAAGUACGCCUCGCAAAAUCUCGACACCCUACACAUUGCCAGGAGAGUGCGGGAGCUUCUCUCGAUACACAACAUUGGCCAGAGGCUCUUUGCCAAGUACGUACUUGGCCUAAGCCAGGGCACCGUUAGCGAGCUUCUCAGCAAGCCCAAACCCUGGGACAAACUGACUGAGAAGGGUCGCGACAGCUAUCGCAAGAUGCACGGCUGGGCUUGCGAUGACAACGCCGUUAUGCUGCUCAAGUCUCUCAUACCCAAGAAAGAGUAUGUUUCAGGCAAGGAGCAGGGAAUGCCGGCUUUCGCCAGAGGUCCUCAGGACGGUGGUCCACCCGAUAUGAGCGACGAGAGGCUGGCCCACAUCCUCUCGGAAUCAGGACACCUGCAGAUGAGAGGGGAGCACGAGAUGUCGAACGACGCCGACAGCAAGAGUCCCAGUAGGGUCGGCUGUCCAAGUCCUUUCGGCAAGGAUCGGCUGGACAGCCAAAACAGGAGACUGAAGAAGUACGAGAACGAUGACAUUCCCCAGGAGAAGGUUGUGAGGAUCUAUCAGGAGGAGCUGGCGAAACUCAUGGGAAGAAGGGUCGAUGACGUAAGAGGACCUCGUGAUUUUCCCCCGAGUGGCGCCCAGGGUCUCCAGGGUAUGGAGAGGACUCAGGAGGAGAUAAGGCUGGCGUUGGAUGCCUAUCACCGUGAACUCCAAAAGUUGAACACGGCACCAGGGCAGAAUCCAGCGUUGGCGGGACUUCCAGGACUUCCAGGAUUGCCAGGACUGCUGGCGCUGCAACAGCAGGCUCUUCAGCAGCAUCAUCUGGCCGCGAACGGCGGUGGCGUGCAAGACCUUAGUCUGGGUAAGGUCGACCCCAGGAGCAAGAUGAUGAACGGAGUCUCCGAGGAAGAAAAAGAAAAGAUGGAAGAGGCUAUGAGGCACGCUGGGAGUGCUUUCUCUUUGGUCCGACCCAAGCAGGAACCCAGCGGACCCCAAUCUACCCCUGGUGGCUCCAGUGCCAGUUCACCCCUUGGCAAUUCCAUACUUCCACCUGCCAUGACGCCCAGUGAAGAAUUCUCAGGAGCAGCAGCCGCGAGUCCACUCCAGAGGAUGGCUUCCAUUACAAACAGUCUGAUCAGCCAACCGUCCACACCGACUCAUCAUUCAUCCAAUCAACGUCCACUGAAGGCAGUCCUUCCACCGAUAACGCAGCAGCAGUUCGAUAUGUACAACAACCUCAACACAGAAGACAUUGUCAAGAGGGUACGUAUGCUUGUGAAGGAACAGCUCUCGCAGUACUCAAUUUCUCAACGUCUCUUCGGCGAGUCCGUCCUGGGACUGUCUCAGGGCUCGGUCUCUGACCUUCUGGCGCGUCCUAAGCCCUGGCACAUGCUUACGCAAAAGGGUCGGGAGCCUUUCAUUCGUAUGAAGAUGUUCCUCGAGGAUGACAACGCUGUACAUAAGCUCGUUGCUAGCCAAUAUAAGAUCGCCCCAGAGAAGCUCAUGAGGACCGGCGGCUACGGCGGCCUGCCUCGUAAGUUUAACUCAGCGUGUGGAACGCCCAUGAAACCGAUGCCCCCGACGAAGUUGGUCCAGGAACAGCUUCAGAACGCUGCCAAGGCACAGGCGGCGGCGCAGGCUGCGGCACAAGCAGCCGUUCAGCAUCAGCAGGAGACCCAAAUGCAGCUUGGACCACCUCAACAAAGUCCGCAGCAUCCCCAGCAUCCCCAGCAUCCUCAGCCACCUCCGCCGAUGAUGCUGACUCCCCCUGGACCUCAUCAUCCGCACGGACAAAUAAGCAUGCAGGAGCUACAGAAGAAACAGCAACAGAUGAGUCUUCACUCUCCGCAUCAUCAGAUGACACCGUCUCCACUUCGCAGUUUGCAUCCUCACAUCUCCCCGAGUGUUUACGAGAUGGCUGCCCUUACUCAGGAUCUGGAUACGCAGACCAUCACGACGAAGAUCAAGGAGGCACUUCUCGCGAAUAAUAUCGGACAGAAAAUAUUCGGUGAGGCUGUUCUGGGCCUUUCGCAAGGAUCCGUCAGUGAGUUACUGAGCAAACCUAAACCUUGGCAUAUGUUGAGCAUCAAGGGUCGAGAACCCUUCAUCAGGAUGCAACUCUGGCUCUCCGAUGCGCACAACGUAGACAGACUGCAGGCUUUGAAGAACGAGAGAAGGGAAGCUAACAAGAGGCGGCGCAGCAGUGGACCCGGUCACGAUAACAGUUCGGAUACCUCGAGUAACGACACAGCUGAGUUCUACCACGCGGCGUCCCCGGGUCCUGGACCGGCGUCAGCCAAAAAACAGAGGGUCCUGUUCUCUGAGGAGCAGAAGGAGGCGCUGAGACUAGCAUUCGCUCUUGAUCCCUAUCCCAAUGUUGCCACGAUAGAGUUCCUGGCGAGUGAAUUAGCCCUAUCAUCCAGAACGAUAACGAACUGGUUUCACAAUCAUAGGAUGAGGUUGAAACAGCAAACGCCACACGGGCAACCAGAGCCUCAAUCGCCUCGGGAACCUGGACAGCCCUUUGACCCGGUUCAAUUCAGACUGCUUCUAAACCAAAGAUUACUAGAGAUCCAGAAGGAGAGGUUGGGUCUGGGUAACAUGCCCAUCCCUUACUCGCCAUACUUCAACCCUAAUCUAGCCGCUCUGGUGGGCAACGCUCUUAAGGAGCAAUGUUCGGGUCUAGACCUCUCAAUGGGAGCCCUUAAAAGGGAGCCUAAUCAAGAAUUCGAGGACGAAGAUGCUGAGGAUGCCAUGAGCAAUCUAGGUAGCGAAGACUCGGACGGUUCGGCUGGUAGCAUAAAGCGAGAACCGACGGAGACGCCGGCACCGACGACUGCCAGAUCAAAUCGGAGAAAACCAGCAGCGCCUCAGUGGGUCAAUCCCGAGUGGCAGGAGCCAGCGAGAACCGGUGACGAGGUCAUCAUCAACGGGGUCUGCGUAAUGCAGACCGACGACUAUGGCGUCAAGAGAGAAGCUGAAGAAACCGUAAGAGUUGAGCCGACGCCAGUUCAAGACAGAUACGAGGAGGACGCCCAAAGCGACGUAUCCUCCGUAUCCGGGAACAACGGUCAGGAUAGGGACAGUCCCAUGCCAAGUCUAAAAUCAGGACAGAACAGUCCAGCGACCUCGCCGAGGCCGCCAUCCGUGCAACAGACACAACAGUCGACGGAGGAAAGUCCGAAGGACGUGGUGAAACACGAACCCGAGGAAACGGCUUGGGAUUACUAAAGAAAAUCUCCAUUCUAAAGACUCUCGGCGAGGACCUAGAACAAUACGCGUGAUGUAGCCGGUAGCACCACCCUUGCCAGUAUAAAUUCCCAUUAAGGCGUGAAGCGUCAGCCAGGGAACUAAAUAAAAGAAUUACAAAAAUAACCAGCGAUAGGAUAUCAGUGCCAGUGCCGUAUCCUGCCUACGUGACGAGGGCAUUAUGAUCCUGUAAAGUGCGAUUAGAAUUGCGCACUAGCGAGGACUUCCUCCCGAGGUGAUCAGCAGCUUGACACGACCAGUGCCGUAAUGUAGUGAGUGUCAGCGGGUAGUGCGCGUACCGAGAGACAGAGCGAAAUCAAAAGAAAAAGAAAUGAGAAAGAUACAAAAAAGAAAUGAAAGAAAGGAAAACGUGUACGAAGUAAACAAGCGAAGAAUAACAAUCGUAAAGAUACGUACAGCUAAUAGAAAAGUGACUAAAACUUGCAAUUAGUGAGAGUGAUACUCGUGUUCGGUGCAUUCGGUGGGAUAGGCAUUACCGCAUAUACGCUCUGUAUAUAUAUACAUGGACAUCGCGUGUCGCGACGCCGAGCGUCGAAAUUACGCGGACGCGCCGCCAUCACGGUAGCGACUCGAAUCCCACCGAGAGACUAAUCGCUUAUUUUCAUCACCCGGGGUAUCCACGAAAAUCAUUGCCGUCAUCCCGAUGCCGAUGAUCGGGAUGCAGCCCGCCGGCCCUUCGAAGCUAUUGGGCGGUGCUUCCUUCGAAAGGCGUCGCUACGCCCUGACGUCACCAGACGACAGGACAGUCCACCCUCGUAGAAGAGAAGCAGUAACUGUUCAAGGGCCACCACAGUGCAAUCUCCCGUAAACGUUGUUAGAUCAAAUCAUUAUUAAUUUUUAAUUAAAUUAAAUAGAGCGAGUGCGUAUGACUGACUGAACGAAUGGAUGACUACGUGUGCGAGAAGGAGAGAGAGCGUGUCUGCAAGAGCGAGUUGAAGGAGCAAUUGCAUAAUUGUGAUUCAUGUUAUCGUUUAUAUCGGCCUCUAGUGGUUAAGCUGUUGAUGUUAUAUUUCUCUCACGUUACGUAUCGCUUCUUCAUCUUUUUUUUCAUUCUUUUUCUUUUUUUUCUUCUCUUCCUUCUCUAAUUCAUCCUUCCACCUGUACCCCUCGUUUCCCACUUCCUCACUCCAAAUCCCCAUUUAUUCGUAACACUCUCGAUCCUCGCUCCCAAGAUGCUUCACCAUUAUUUAUAAAAAGCACGCAAGAAAAAACAAUGAUAAAGAACACUUAAGCCCGUUACCAUUGUUAUCGAUACUUCUAUUACGAUUAUCAGUUAUCCCUACUAUUACUGCUAUUGCUAUUAGUUUACUUCAUUAUUAUUAGAAUACUUUAUUAAUCGAUAUUGAUAAUUAAAUUACACGGUCGAACGACGUCGCUACGACGCUUUCUAGCCAAAAGGAGAGACAACCGAGAUAAAACGAAGUUUAAAGUUUAAGCGUCGACAAUUUUAUCUUUGCCCCUUUUCUAUUCUUAUAUUUUACGGAAAAAAAAAAUCGACGUACAGCCAAUGGCGACGUGGCCAUUCUGUAGCCGAAACAAUGCAAACGAUCGCCAAGAGUACCGAUGACUAUUGAUAUCACUAUUGUGAAUUCACACUAUAUACUAUUUUAUUAUUAUUAUUAUCACGAUCAUUAUUACUAUUAUUAUUAUUGUCGCCUAUUAUUCACGAAUAUUCUGAUUCUGAAUCUUUAUUAUUAUUGAUUAUAUUAAUUAUUAUUGCUAUUGUAAUAUUAUUAUUAUUAUAUUAUUAUCGCGAAAACGAAAAUGGCUUCUGAAGCCAAUGUGAUAGAGCUUACGUGCGACGACAGAGAAUUAAAAGAGAAAGAGAAAAAAGAGAUUGGGCCAUAUGGGUUUCAUAAAAUCCUUAUGGUACGAGAACUUUAUAUUAUGGGUAUUUGUGCGUGCGUGUGUGCGUGUGUGCGUGUGUGCGCGUGCGGGUAACAAUGAAAAUGCGAUGUGAACGUGCGUACAUUAGUAUUGCGGUUUCUUAACUCACCCGUGUAAAUAAUUGUACAAAAAGAAUAUUGAAAUCCCAGUACUCGUUCAAGAAACAGGCCCCAAGAUAGACAGGAGACAGGCGAUAGCGAGUGGGCACACAUUGUAUAUUAUAUACUAUUACUUAUUACUCUUGAAAUCCUGAGAGCACGGAGUAUAAUGCCGAGUUGUAUGAUAGUAAGUGAGUGAAAGAGAGUGAGUAAGUGAGUCUGAGAGAGAGAGAGAGAGAGAGAGAGAGAGAGAGAGAGAGCCACGACUUUGGCCUACCACAAGGACGAAAAAAUUAAAGAUAAAAAGAUUUUCAAAGAUUUAGCUGUCCUUGUGGGGGGAGGGGGGGGAUUGCGUGAGAGUGAAUGAGACUUGCGAGGGAAAGAGAAUGAGUGCAAGAGAGAGUGAGAGAGAACGUAACGAGUGAUGUUUGGGCAAAAGAAAAAUUGGAAAAAUAAGUACAAGAGAGAGAGAGAGAGAGAGAGAGAGAGAGAGAGAGCCACGACUUUGGCCUACCACAAGGACGAAAAAAUUAAAGAUAAAAAGAUUUUCAAAGAUUUAGCUGUCCUUGUGGGGGGAGGGGGGGGAUUGCGUGAGAGUGAAUGAGACUUGCGAGGGAAAGAGAAUGAGUGCAAGAGAGAGUGAGAGAGAACGUAACGAGUGAUGUUUGGGCAAAAGAAAAAUUGGAAAAAUAAGUACAAGAGAGAGAGAGAGAGAGAGAGAGAGAGAGAGAGAGCCACGACUUUGGCCUACCACAAGGACGAAAAAAUUAAAGAUAAAAAGAUUUUCAAAGAUUUAGCUGUCCUUGUGGGGGGAGGGGGGGGAUUGCGUGAGAGUGAAUGAGACUUGCGAGGGAAAGAGAAUGAGUGCAAGAGAGAGUGAGAGAGAACGUAACGAGUGAUGUUUGGGCAAAAGAAAAAUUGGAAAAAUAAGUACAAGAGAGAGAGAGAGAGAGAGAGAGAGAGAGAGAGAGCGAGAGAGAGAGAGAGAGAGAGAGAGAGAGGGUAGAAAAAGGACGAGAGACAAACGUUAUCCUCGAUAUUACGAAUCAAACUAGUAUUUACCAGAUUAAGUCACGUUUAAUCUCCGAUUAAAUUCUAGUCCGCAGCUUAAAAAGAAAAAUAAUUAAAAAAAAAAAGAGAGAACUUAAGAAAGAGCGCGAAUGUCGUUCCCACGUGUGCGAGAAGAAAUGCGAGUAUGACUCUGAGAGUGUUUGAAUUUGCGAAAGAUCUGGGAAAAUUGAUUUUAGAAAGAGGAAGGGCAUUGCAAAUGAAAGACCAGUGAUCGACUUUUUAUUUUAUUUUUUUUUUUUUUGUAUUUUCAUCUCGUUUAAGAUUCUUACAACGUUUUAUCAUAUAGACGAGUACGUAACGCGACGAUAACGUAUUUGUACAUAAGAAUUAACAAGCGAAAGCGACGUCUCGUUAACACUUAAUGAAACAAGAAGUAAAAAGGCACUAAACUUUGCAAUAGAAGAGAAGUGGAAGGACGGUUUAGUGAUUUUUGAUAAGUAUCAUCAUCGAUCGCUAACAGUUGACAGGGUCAUCGAUAACAAUUGGCGAUAGGGCAAAGUAUUGAGAAUGGCAUAAUACGUCAAAGAGGAACAACGAUAAAAAAAAAACAACACAAUAAAGAGGAAAAGAACUACGAUCUCAAAACACUAAUACCAAACUAAAUUAUUUAAAUUGACUUAGCCUAAAUACCAUUUCUCUGACUUUUUUUUCUUCAUUUUUUUUCUUCUUCUUCCAUAUUCUUCAAUCACGAGGAUCCAUAUUACAGAUCUUUGGUUGUCGCGCAAACUACUGCAUUCGCGUUGCAUCACGUGCCACCAAGGGCUCAGCUGAAGUCACCGAGAGUAAAAUCAAACCGGGGUCAAAGGUCAGGUCGGGAGGACUUUUUCAGCUGCCGGUGAUGGGAAUGACCUCGUACGACAGGAGACUUUAACGCCUGGCGUUAUCAUCCCCUUGUUAGAAUCGCACGGAUCCUCGCGUCCCGUCACUCUUAUCACAGCUAUCUUAUCAGUAUAUUUUCCUUGAGGAUGACGCGAUGCGAUUUCCGGUUUUGGAUACUUUUCAUCAUUGGCAGCUGUUAAUCGUCGAUUUAACGAUGAGAUCCAAUAAUCAUCCCUUAGGACAAACGACAUUGGCACUGAUGUCCAGGUUCUUGUAGAUAUUCAAUUAGCGACUAGAUAGACGAUAGCUUUAAUUAUUUAACGGUACAGCUUUUAAUCGGUGAAGAGUUUGAUAACGGGUGACAGAGUGAGAGAGGGAGGCUCGGGGGAUUGUCAGAGUGCGAGUGUGACAGUGAGAGUGAAAGUGGUGAGUGCACGAGGAUAGGAUGAGUAGAGGGAUGAUGAAAGAACGGGAUGUAAUAUAAUGAGAUGAAAAUGAGUUUAAAAAAAUAAGAAAAUUGGAAUCCGCUGCCACUGCCAUCGCCGACGCGAAGAAUGGUGGUGAGGAUGGUAGCGGGAAGACGCAAAGGAUGAAUUUACCGUUGUCGAGGAUAGGAGGAAGGAAAAUCAUAUCGUAAACCUAAUAAUGAAUAUUUUACAAAAUAAAUGUAGAUAGAGAUUCGGAAAUUAUCGAUGAAUCCCUCUUUAACCCCCCUGUCCGCCAAUCCAAAUUCCAAGAUUCCUCAAUUCCCGGGAAGUACCAGUGCGGUUUGGAAAACGAGUGGGACUUACACUUAUUGAAACCUUAAAGAAAAAUCCUACAUCGCCCUUAUCCAAGCCUCGAAUGCCGACAACCCGCCCCGUCACGGGACAUGCGUGAUGCGAAAAAAUAAUACGCAGAUAUACGAUCCAAAAAAAAAAGGAUGAAAAGACAGUGUCAUUCAGUAGUGAAAAUAAAAUGAAAAAAAUGUAUCGAAAGGGGAAAUACCUAAAGUAAUAGUUUAUUUGUAUUUCAUUUCGAACUGUAUUAUAGCUUAAAGAGUAUCCUGUACAUUACAUAAACACAACACAAGCACUAUUGUUUUAAAUUGUACGUUUAUGAUUAUUAUACGAAGAUAAAGAAGAAAAUAAAUAAGGUAUGCAAAAUA
Cephus cinctus (wheat stem sawfly) is the source of this 12346-nucleotide messenger RNA. It is a transcript of the gene cut, whose product is annotated as homeobox protein cut. Gene Ontology annotation, biological process: regulation of DNA-templated transcription. Gene Ontology annotation, molecular function: DNA-binding transcription factor activity, RNA polymerase II-specific; DNA binding. The transcript is spliced from 8 exons. Lineage: Eukaryota; Metazoa; Arthropoda; Insecta; Hymenoptera; Cephidae. The record is from RefSeq and is a predicted model, not a curated record. The coding region runs from base 2591 to 7285 and encodes 1564 amino acids.